Molecule: messenger RNA, 1851 nt
Organism: Larimichthys crocea (large yellow croaker)
Lineage: Eukaryota; Metazoa; Chordata; Actinopteri; Sciaenidae
Gene: hacd3
Product: 3-hydroxyacyl-CoA dehydratase 3
Exons: 11
Coding region: 158-1231 (357 amino acids)
Biological process (GO): fatty acid elongation; very long-chain fatty acid biosynthetic process; sphingolipid biosynthetic process
Cellular component (GO): endoplasmic reticulum membrane
Molecular function (GO): 3-hydroxyacyl-CoA dehydratase activity
Source: RefSeq, a predicted model, not a curated record
CGCGUCGCUACGCUGACAGACGUCGGGCGAGCGCGCGCGCGUUCCGCAGAAUAUUCUGGGUAUUUUUUUUUUCUAGCAUGAAGAAGCGAGGAGGGUUCAUUCAUUGUCCGUCCGGCUUCAUGUUUGUUUGAAAAAACAAAAAAACAAAAACGGAACAAUGACACUCACACCUCUCGUGUACUGGGCUCAACGCCACGAGGAAAUCUACCUGCGAGUGGAGUUAACAGACGCUCAGAAUAUUGAUGUCCACUUACAUGAAAAAGUGCUUCAGUUUAGAGCCCUGGGCCAUGGUGCAAAAGGACAAAAUGAAUAUGAGUUCAACUUGGAGUUUCUUUUACCAGUGAAGCCAGAGGUGAGCCACAAGUCCACCCAGCGGCAGGUGACUAUUACAGUGCGGAAAGCGCAGCGAGGCUGGUGGGAGAGACUGGUUGUACAGGAGCGCAAACCAGUCUUCCUGGCACCUGACUUUGACCGCUGGCUGGAUGAGUCAGACGCUGAGAUGGAGAUCCGGGAAAAGGAGGAGAAAAGGAACAGGCUGAAGGCUUCAAGGCAUAAAGAUGAAGAGUUUGUCAGCCUGAAAACUGGAUUCCUGUUCAUAUAUAACCUGGUACAGUUUCUUGGGUUUUCAUGGAUCUUUGUCAACAUGACUGUGCGGCUCUUUAUCUUUGGCCAAGAUUCUCUCUACGACACAUUUCACACCAUAUCGGAUGUGAUGUUCUUCUGCCAGAUCCUGGCAGCAGUGGAGGUCCUCAACGCUGCUUUUGGUGUAGUUCGGACAAGUGUUGUUCCAACUCUUAUACAGGUGGUUGGAAGAAAUUUUGUCCUCUUCAUCAUUUUUGGUAGUUUGGAGAAAAUGCACAACCAGCCAGUUGUGUUCUUCGUUUUCUAUCUGUGGAGCGCAAUUGAGAUUUUUAGGUAUCCAUUUUACAUGCUGGGCUGUUUCAAUACAGAGUGGAAAACUCUCACGUGGCUGCGGUACACAGUCUGGAUACCACUGUACCCAUUAGGUGUUUUAGCUGAAGCUGUUGCUGUGAUACAGUCCAUUCCCAUCUUUGACGAGAACAAAUUCUUAAGCAUUCCUCUGCCAAAAGCCAUCGGUACCUCGAUCAGCUUCUCUUACUUCCUGCACAUCUACCUAGUUCUCAUGUUUCUCGGGCUUUUUAUCAACUUCCGCCAUCUUUACAAGCAGAGGAAUAGGCGUUUCUAUACCAAGAAGAGGAAAGCAAAAUGAGAUUCAGCGCCGACACACCACAGACACCUUUGCUGCCUGCUUAUUUCUUCUUUUUAAAAAUUAAACCAAGUAAAAUGAGUUAAAUGUUUUUUCAAAUGGAGAAAUUGUUUAAUUUAUCGUCAACAUCCUCCUGAUGAGGUUAUUUCAUGAUUGAAUUGACGGUCUCAUUUAGUGGUGAUUGAGUUGUCAGUCCCUUUUUUUUUUUAAAAUUAAUUAAUGAUUAAUGAGGAUCUCUAGUAAGCCCAUAUUACUUGAUAGCCUGUGUGAUAGUGUGUUUCUUUUAACCUUUUUAAACUAAUUUGUGUAUGAACAAAGUAAGUGUUAACAUUCUCAACCCAGAUUUAUGAACCAUCCUCCAGACCUCAGGGAAAAUUAUACUGGUGACAUAAAAUGCAGAGCAGUUUGUCCCUUUUUAUACUCAAUAAUCACCUGCUAUGAAGUAUCAUUUUAACUUUUUCUCUUUAUUCUAUUUCAUUAUUUUAAUCACCUGAAUAUAAAUUGACAUUAACAGACAUGUCCCAGGUGUCUUGUAAAUGUGACAGUACUUUGACAAUGAAUUAAAAACUAAAUUUAAAUCUUGUCUUGUGAAAAAGAUCCUACAAACCAACAUGUAAAAAAAA